AUGAAUUUCGUUCAGCCCUAUGUCGAUCGGGCGUCGUCGGACCUGCAGUCCAUUGUGGACUCUUUGCAGGUGUCAGACGCUCACUUUUUUGACGAGAACCGAUACAAUGAAAGCGACAUACGGAAAGUGCUCGAUAUGGGCGACUCCGACGCCGAGAAGAAGAUCGUGGCGAUGAAACAUGUACUUAUAUUCAAUAGUAUAACUUUUAAUUCUCUUGUACUUGUUUCACAAGACAUACACCCCUACAAUCUAGUAACUUUCAUCUACUUUCUCUUUCUUAGGAAGCCUCAUAGAAGCUGUUGCAGAAAAAGAUACGAUAUUGUCUGAGACAAAAAUGUUGUAUAAAGUCCACUAUCACUGCAUCCUUACGAACCAACAGGUUCUAGCUGCGGUUUCGUAUGGCAGGGAUUGCGGUGACCUGUUCCCACACGUGGUAAAGAAUGUACCGACGACCUCAUUGGAGCUUAAAAAACUGACCUACAUCUACCUCGUAACUUACGCAGACUGCAAACCUGAGCUGGCACUUCUGUCGAUCAAUAUUAUGGAACAGUUGGCUUACUGCGUGUAGUAGGAAGAUUGUUCUUGUCCUUCUCAUCUUUAAUAUCGCUGGAGGACCACUACUUGUACUUAUUUGCAUGUCUUAGUUGUGUGACCUUAUCGAAACCAACUGAAGCCUAAGCGGCCAGCCCGUUUUUCAAUCAAUUCAGGCUCUUCCCAAUUCCAAACUAAGCUAGCUGUUCUUUCCAAACUGAGCUUUCAUGCAACGUUUCCAGAAGGACCUGACCGACCGCAGCCAAAUCAUACGAGCUAGUGCGUUAAGGGCCUUAUCAUCGGUUCGGACCAUGGAAAUCAUUCAAAUCGUGCUCAAGAGCAUUCGGACGGCGGUUGGCGAUACUAGCGCUUAUGUACGGAAGACGGCGGUGCAUUGCAUCGUCAAAGUGUUCGACGUGGAUCGAGAUCAAUACGCUCCGUACUCAAAUUUUGCUUCUGGAUGUGUGAAUCUAUUGUCGUAAGUACUUUUCAGUUUGUUAUUGUUUUCUAGGCAUCAUUGUCAUUCUCAUUCAUGCAUCUUUCUCUUUCUCCAUUGUUGAUCAUUCCUCAACUGGGGUCUGCUUCAGAAGUAUUUCAUAUUCGACUGUUGCUUGAGAAGUAUUUCAUAUUCGACGAAAAUAAAUCUGUCGAUGCGUUGAUUUCAGGCUCCGGGAUAUGACGUUGAAGCUGCUGGGUGAUCGAAACACGUCAGUGGUUGCCUCUGCCCUUGCGACUUUUCAUCAUAUCUGCGUUGCGAAGAGGCCACAGGUGCUAACUGCUGUGAAGUUUUGUCACGAGUGACACCAUGCAUAAGAAAGAUGAGAAACUGCGCAGUCGCACAAUGAAUUUGAUUAUCUAGUUGUUUGGAGCAAUACUGAUUAUUUAGUUUUGAAUUCGAGUAAAACUAAAAUAUAAAAAUUCAGGGCGAGGGAGAGCAAGCGACAUUUGCGCUAUUGCAUCCUUAUUUUCGGAGGCUUGUCUCCUUAGCGCAAACGAUGCCGAACUUUUCGCAGGCGUGUUUCGCAGAUCUCAUGCUCCGCUACGCGAGACUUUUCUACUUUUCGCCGAACUCUGAUGGUAUGAUUAAGAGGCGAAAAAUUAGUACUAGGUAGUUUCUUUGUACUACCGAACAAGACUGCAACAGAGGGAGUUGCUUGUUGCCCAACUGUGCGCCAGGUUUUCAUAGAGUUGACCGUGAGGGAGCCCGCGACCGGUGUCAGACUCUUGGGGCAUCCGAGGCACGCACGCAGCAAGGCAGCAAGCUGCGCGGGGCGCGCAGCGCCCCGCAGACGGGUGCGGGCGUGCUGGUGUCGGGGAUGGCGAGAGGCCUCGGGCGACCUUGCUCGGUCGAAGCUGAGCAACAUAGGGCGCAGCUUUUUACUGUGCGCGGUGCCAGGUGGGACGCGUUUUCAUUGGCGUGCGGGCGUCUGUUUGCUGUUGAGGCAUCUGCAGGAAGCCGCUCCCUCGGACUCAUCCUGCCAGCUGUGAGAGAUGACGCGCGCGCAGCCAUUCAAGUACUGUUUCGGGCUCAGUGGUGUCGAGGUUGCUUGGCUCGUCUUGGUGCCUAGGGAAAAGAUCUGGCUUGCGGGAGGCCCAUGCAUCGCGGCCCAAGUGUCGGGAGGCGAGUGCCCAGACUUCGGCGCCCAAAGUGUCUGCCGCCCUCCUCGAAGUGGGGCAGCCUUGCGCCCACCGUGGGUGUGCUGUGCGACUGGCUUGGCUGCCUGCUCUUGUAGCGUUGGGCUUGGAGGUAUCUCGUGACUUUGAGAAUUCGCGCCGCCUGGUAAUGCAGGCGCGGCCGGGUCGUGUCUAGCUCUACCCAGCUCAAGAAGCAAGGGCCCAGGCAGUCCAGCGGGCUGCCCGUCAUUUUCACUGAGCAGAAACGCGCGCCUCCGCCGCCCAGUGCCAGGCAUGCGCCCGCGGGGCUUGGAAAUGGGGCUUCUGCGAGUGGGUGAUCGAUGAAGGCAGGCACGCACGGAGGGCGCGACUGCACUUUGAGCCUCUGGCCUUGCAGCGAGCCGUGUGCUGAGCUUGUCGGGUGAGUCGGUGGAAGUAGUGCUGGCUCUGGCUUCGUAUUCGUUACCUCUUUCAUACUUAAAUUCAUAAUAUGCAAGCAUGCUAGUGCUCGGUUCGUUGUGCUCUAUGUAUUGUAAGAGGAGGACUCACUUCUAGGGCUUGCUAGGCCCGCUGCGGUGGCAGUCUCCUGCUGUAUCUAAUUUUGACACUAGCUUUAGUGUACGUGCUCCGACGUCCUCUCUAUGUAAACGUGAAGGUAAUCCUCCGCAGCCUUCGAACGAUUUUGCGAGCUUAGUGAAAUGUUUCCAGGGCUUGCUCCGGACGCAGUCUGGAGCCGUUGUUUUGUCUGCUGCGUCAGCCCUUUGUUAUCUCAGCCGGUCCGAAGACGAUGUGAAGUGUGUCAUUCCGCCACUGCUGAGGUGCUUGAGGGUACUCUUGGUCCGAUUUUUUUUGAAGAAGUACGUAGAGUAGACUUGGGGAACGAUAUUUUACCAUAAUUCGUAAUUUUGAAUAUUGAAAGACUAAGGCGUGGCCGAGGGGAAGUUUCGCUUUGUGCGUGCGUUGUGGAGUGAACAAUCACUCGUUUUGAAAUCAGGCGGCGCCGUGGGACAACAUGGCGGUCCUCUUUACAGGGUUUAUUCCGAUUCUGCGGCGUCACCCCUUGCUGUUUAAGCCAUAUUUGGCGGAUUUUUUUGUCAUGCAGAUGGAUCCAAACAGUAUCAAGCUGCUGAAGGUAGAGGUUCUAGAGCAACUUGCAGACGAGGUGAACGUGGCGAAGAUUUUAGCGGAGUUGAAAUUAAGGCCACUGUCAGUAUAAGAUGAUAGCAACCUUCGGCUUUAAGUCUUCUUUUCAGUUUUCUUUUUUUCUUAGAAAGGGCUCUACCACAAUUAGAAGAUGAUAGCAAGUCCUCUGGGUUGGUGCAACGGCGUGCAUCUCUGCCUAUCCCCGUUCCAGCAUGAUCCGCAGACUAUCUUCCCUAUGAGGAUGGGAAGCACCGUCCUGAAAAAACUUCUCGUUAACUGAAUCUCGAAUACCAAAAGUCCAGGAACGAACUACUACGUACUACAGAUAUCCACUACUCUAAGCAGGCAGUAUGUUCGGUGGCAUUCGUAUCCGCCUCUGGUCGCUCGCAGUAUUCGUGCGAUCAGCAACGUGGCCCUCAGCGUCGAGUCACGGCCGAUGGUCGAUGACUGUCUUCGCGAUCUCGUAAAGAUGUUGGACAGCAAAUCCGAUACUGUCUCAGCCGAAGCCGUCGUCGCGAUCCGAACUUUGCUCCAGCAACAGACCCAUGAAGGUGGCGGACCGAGCAAUAGCACCGUGAUUCAGUCACCGAUGGUGGAAUCGCAACAUGAAUUAAGGUUCGAUCUGGAAAACCUUUCUUGAUACAUAGGUGUGCUAAAAGCUAAUAUGUAGUUGAUCAUUGGGGGCGGUAACACCUUCCUCUUCUAAAGUUUUACUUGUCAUGAUUCAGGAGUAUCAGAGGGAACUUCAUCUUGCUUCAUCAAGAACUCGCAUCGUUUCUCAGGAUCAUAAUUCAAGGUCAUUCUGCAUCUAGGUUGACAUGACCUUCUUGAGGGAGACCUCUCUUGAGGGUUUCUCAAAGAGCAUCUUCUAAGUACAGCCUCAUUGCCGUCACCCACGCGAGAUUCGAGUCCUUCGCUCGCACCAGGGAGCCAGAAAACCCGCGCGCAGUUCUGGCUUCAGGUCAUUUCGCAGCUCACUCGCAGUCUAGAAGACCUUACUUCUUCAGUGGCACGUGCUUCCGUGAUCUGGAUAUUGGGCGAGUACCAGAGCGAAGUACCGUUGUUGGCGCCCGAUGCAGUACGAAAGCUUGCGCGCUCGUUCUCGCAAGAAUUACGACUUCCGGAAAUCAAUCCUCAGAGGCAUCUUGGUCCUUUGUCUAAGGGAAAAAUGGGCCCAGGAUGACUUUCAAGAUGGAUUCCGGGUAGUACUAAAAGAAGCACUAGAAGUGAAACAUCAAAUCUUGACGCUGGCAUUCAAAGUGUGGGCAUUUCAGCUGUUUGGAAAUCACGAAGAAGACACGCCUGUAGUUCAAAACGAUAGUACUGCGGCUCUCGCAGGAGACGCUCUUUUUCCUCCAAGUAGCACACCAGCUGAACAACAACAAAAUAGCGGAAAUAGCACUUCUCCGGGUUUUCUUGCAGACAAGUCCCGAGAGGAUGGGCUUCAGCUGAGUACCUUCGUAGGAGAGUCAGGUGAGGGUGGAAGCUCCUCGUCAACACGGCCAGCGCCAAAUUCGAAGAACAUGGUUGCACGGCUGGAGAAAAUUCUCGACUACAUUGUCCAACUGGCCAUGAAGGACGACGAGUCAUGGGAUCUGCGGGACAUGGCGCGGUUGGUGUACCAUCUGAAGAAUCAAGCGAAAGAGCGAGGACGAGCGACUGUAUGGAGAGAAAACAUAAGUAUCCACAUCAAAAAUAACUACCUACAUAAGUAUCCACAUCAAAAAUAACUCCUUACCUCUCUCAAGUAAUCAGAAGACAGCAAGUUAGUCACAUGGAUUGAAGAAUGUCCUUUUUGCUGCUUGUAGUUUGUUCUUUUCAACCCCUCUCUACAAGACUUUCUCGUGAGAUGCAAAAAUAUGUCUUUUAGAACGAGGACAUGAACGUGACGAAGACGAACAAAUAUCUUUCAUCGCCUUUUGCGUCGACGCUUGUCGGAGUCUUUUCGCAACAGCCUGAAGCGGAGGCGCUGCGUUCGUCACUGGCAUGCGUGAAAAAAGGUCGAAAGGCUGGUAUUGAGAGUGCCAAAGACGACGAGCUUUCUGGCGACACCGUCAAAGCUGCUCUACAAUUAAGGGUCACUCAUAUUCAUCUUAUUCUUAAGAAGCGUCGUGGAAAGGUUUUGUAAAAAGGGAAAAUGACUAUCGUCCAAGAUGCUCUUUAGGAUGAAUAUCGGUAGGGUCUAAUGCUAUCUGUACAGUAUCGCAGUUCACAAGAUCACGCUGGUUUGCCCUACACGGACCGGCAAACAUGGCUCCUCUACUCUCUUGCUCGCAUUCUUGAUGGAGGGUUUGCGUCGUAUCAUCCCCUGCCCGAGUUCUCUCAUUUAAGGGUUCCCACAUUUCAUCCUUCACCAACAUCCCUGACUCUUUUCCCGGUAGGAAAUGAGUCAGGGAUGUUCUGAGGAAUGUAAUUCCGUAACCUCUAACUCAUUUUGUACCAGACAGCGAGAGGGAUCCGCCACAAGAGCAGAUUCGACAGUUGGAAAAAAGCCACGAACCCAAAAGCUUGAGCUCAAGUACCUCAGCACAACAAGGCUUCGAAUUCGCGGCGGCGCAAAGGGUAUUUUCUAAACGACUUUUCACAAGUGAAAACUUUCAAAAGAAUAAUAUAGAGAACAAACUGCAUAUGUAAUGUAGUCUGAUUUCUGAUUCAUAAAUCUGAUUCUGGUCUACAACUUGUUUUUUAUGUUUUUAUGUUUUCGCUCAACUCCUAUAUUCAUCCUCUUCGUGUCUACUACUUCCUUGAAAAAGAAGCUAACGGAGUGUAACCACAACAUUUUUUGGUAAGUCCACACUAAAACUAGGUAUUGCAGCCGUCGAUGAUCGACAAGCAGGCAGUGGCAAAACUGAACUCAAUGGCUGAUUUAGACAGCUUCUAUGCUGCAGACGAGAAGGUGAGCGUAAAGUCCGUCCAGAUAGUUCAACAGCAAGCCUCUGCGCGCGAGGCUGUUCGCGCAGCGCGCAAAAACCCACAGUUCAACCACACUCUUGGCAACACCUGUCCGGCAGAGGAUCUGAGCACAUUCAGCUUGAUGCCGGAUACGCUUAAGGCUUCCCCGAAUCCAUCUUUCGAGAUAUCCUGACAAGGAAAAGAGGCUCCCUCAGGAGGAUGUGUCUUAAGUAGGUGGAAUCGGGUGAGCUCUAAUGCACAAACACCAGUAGCAGGAUUCCCCGUUGGAGCUGCAGGCGCAGGUGGCGUUCCUGUAAUGCCUCAUGGUGCACAGAUUCCAGCUGUUCCUGUCAGCAUGCCUGGCGUCCCUGCCAUGCCGAUGCCUGUCGUGGUGCCGCAAAUACCUCAAAUGCUGCCGGCAGGAAACAUUGUCGAGGGAGAAGAUGAGGAAAGCGACGACGACUGGGACUUGAUCAAGAAAAAUGCCGACGCUGAAGGUGGAGCAUGAAGAUCCAUCUAAAGAACAGAUUUUGGAAAAAACAACACCUCGAAAUUUUGAAGACUUUUUCAUAAUAAAGCAUGAGUAUCUAUAAGUGGACUCAACACAUAUUAGACAUUUACAUUUUAUGAUGAAUUUCUUGGGUUAGAAACUUCAAAAAGGAGUUCUUGUGUGUUAGAAUUUGACCAAGAAAGAACCAUUUACUAGAUGUACUAGAGUAGCAUGAUACAAAGUGAGGUAGAAACAUAUCGACAUCAAACUUCUUUGAUACUAUCCGACCAAACCACUACACUAUUCCGAGAAUGAGAACAACUUCAAAUACGCAUAUGUAGCAUUUCCAUUUGAAUUGGCUCUACUUUCGUGGGUCCUUUAGCCCUGGGCCACAAGGAGGUAGUCGAUCGUGAAGCAGGUAAUCUGACCCGAAUAUUUCCGCCUCAACAACUUCUACGUUGGCGACGUCCACCCAUGAUCAGGUAGCGGGAAUAAUAUUGAGGUGUUUGUAUUUCUGGUGGCCUAAGCG
Amoebophrya sp. A25 is the source of this 7199-nucleotide messenger RNA. Lineage: Eukaryota; Dinophyceae; Syndiniales; Amoebophryaceae. The record is from the annotation of a GenBank genome assembly.